UUCGCCUUCUGGUCUGUUGCGAGCAGUGACAAGAUGGCAAAGAAUGUUGCUGCUAUUACUAAAUUUUAUAAAAUGUUUUAGUGAAAUUUUCGUUGUGCCGUGUGAAUAUGGAAGUUAUUCUCCAGUGAAUUUGGUGCAAAUUAGUUACCGGUUAGUGUAAUGACAAAAAUGAACGUAUCGUAACGAUGGCCUCUUCCCAUUUAUAAAUCUUGUGCUUUAACAAUAGGGAAGGAGUCAUGCGAAAAACGAAAUGUAACUACAACUGAUUUGAGGAACGGAAUGUGUGCAAUGAAUUGGGUACCAUGCAGCGUGGCGCGUAACGCGCUAAUUUUGUUGGUCUUGUGUGUACACACCUUCGUGUUAGCAACAAUACCGACGGGAGCCAAGUUUUACAAAAUCCAUUGGAAUUCUUCUAAUCCCAUAUUUCGUAUCGACAAUACCGACAACGUCAUCGACGUUAACAGAAACAAUUUAAAAUUCGAAUACGAUCAAGUCAACUUAAUUUGUCCUGUUUACACGCCAGAGACGAAAAGCGAAGAAGAUAUGGAGAAAUAUAUUAUAUACAAUGUCUCAAAAGACGAGUACGAGACAUGUCGAAUAACAAAUCCGAAUCCGAGGAUUAUCGCAGUAUGCGACAAGCCUUAUAAAUUAAUGUAUUUUACAAUUACGUUUCGCCCGUUCACUCCCCAACCGGGAGGAUUAGAAUUUUUGCCGGGUAACGAUUACUAUUUUAUAUCGACAUCAACGGGUGACGACUUACAUAGACGAAUAGGUGGGCGUUGUACUACGCAUAAUAUGAAAAUUGUAUUUAAAGUAUGGGCCCCGCCGGAAGAUGCGACGACACGAUCUACCAUUAGCGUCUCGAAACCGGUCUGGUCGUCAAUAACAACCUCUCGCACCACCGAGAGUACUACCAGUACUACAAGUACGGAGAUUCCUUUGACGUCUAGGACAACUAAAAAGUCAAAGCCCUUCAGUAAACAUCCAAAUGAGGUUGUGAAAAGUGAAGAGCUUACUUUAGGAGGUAGAGCAUAUACGCAUCAUGUGAACUUGUGGGUGAUGGCUUUAUUAAUUACGUCGUUACUUUUCGCGUUGCGAUGAAAUUUUGACCAAUAGGACUUCCUCGUAAUCCCUUGACCUUUGUAAAUGUGGACGUACGUACGACCUAAAAUCAACUUACCCCUUAAUUUUAUAAAAACAACAAUAAAUUAAUUAUUAAGAUAU
Molecule: messenger RNA, 1224 nt
Organism: Photinus pyralis (common eastern firefly)
Lineage: Eukaryota; Metazoa; Arthropoda; Insecta; Coleoptera; Lampyridae
Product: ephrin-A4-like
Exons: 2
Coding region: 280-1101 (273 amino acids)
Biological process (GO): axon guidance; ephrin receptor signaling pathway
Cellular component (GO): plasma membrane
Molecular function (GO): ephrin receptor binding
Source: RefSeq, a predicted model, not a curated record